GGUUUCCACCUUCUUGGCGAGUUCUCGAAGACUGAGGUCUUGGCCUCUCAGGGAGAGCACGUUCCCUGGUCUCGCGACUGGCCACUCCAGAUCAAGUGGAGGGGAUCAAAGGGGAAGUGGCGAAGGAGCUGAGCUUGCGAUGGAGCCGGCUGUCAUUCGGGAAGUUCUUUGAAGAAACCCGUCAGAACAGUGUCCUCUUGGGGGAGCGGUGAGGCCAAAGCUGAGGUCCCCCGGAGAUCGCUCCUCAUAGAGCUGGGUGCGAGAAACCAGGGACUCCCUUGGGGGCUGAGAGAAUUCGAGGGACUGUGGGAGUGGGUGUCUGCUGGAUCCUCAAGAAAAAGGCAGGGUUACCUUGGAUGAGCACCUGAAUGAAAGAAGGAGGGAGGAAGUCAUUUGCCGGAAUCGGAGCGUCUUUCUCUAUCCGGAGGAAACCCCUUUGUGCAUUGAGCUAGGACCACAAAUGGGUUGAGGGCCAAGACAGAUCACUCCUCCCCGUUUUUGCCCAACUCAGUUGUGAGAGUGAGGGCCUUGAUAGGACUGACUACUUCAGUGCUUAGAAUCUGAGAAAAAUGGCAAAUAUGGAUAAUGAUUCUAGGCAUCUUCUCAUCCCUGAAGUAGAUCAUGAAAUAAAUCCCGGACCUAUGAAUAUCCAGUUUGAUUCAUCAGAUCUAAGAUCCAAAAGGCCAUUCUAUAUAGAGCCCACAAACAUCGUCAGUGUGAAUGAAGUCAUUCAGAAGGUUAGCGACCAUGCCUCUGCCAUGAACAAGAGGAUUCAUUACUACAGCCGGCUCACCGCUCCUGCAGACAAGGCACUGAUUGCCCCAGAUCAUGUAGUUCCAGCUCCAGAAGAGUGCUAUGUAUAUAGUCCAUUGGGUUCUGCUUAUAAACUUCAAGGUUAUGCUGAAGGAUAUGGUAAAAAUACCAGUUUAGUAACCAUUUUUAUGAUUUGGAAUACCAUGAUGGGAACAUCUAUACUAAGUAUUCCUUGGGGCAUAAAACAGGCUGGAUUUACUACUGGAAUGUGUAUCAUCAUGCUGAUGGGCCUUUUAACACUUUAUUGCUGCUACAGAGUAGUAAAAUCACGAGCUAUGAUAUCAUCAGUGGAUAUCACUACCUGGGAAUAUCCAGAUGUCUGCAGAUAUUAUUUUGGCUCCUUUGGGCAGUGGUCAAGCCUCCUUUUCUCCUUGGUAUCUCUCAUUGGAGCAAUGAUAGUUUAUUGGGUGCUUAUGUCUAAUUUCCUUUUUAAUACUGGAAAGUUUAUUUUUAAUUUUAUUCAUCACAUUAAUGACACAGAUGCUGUACUGAGUACUAAUGAUAGCAACCCUGUGAUUUGUCCAAGUGCUGGGAAUGGCGGCCAUCCUGACAAUGGCUCUAUGAUUUUCUACGCCAAUGACACGGGACUCCAACAGUUUGAAAAGUGGUGGAAUAAGUCAAAGACAGUGCCCCUUUAUCUCAUAGGGCUCCUGCUGCCACUGCUCAAUUUCAAAUCCCCUUCAUUUUUUUCAAAGUUUAAUAUCCUAGGCACAGUGUCCGUUGUCUAUUUGAUUUUCCUUGUCACCUUGAAGGCUAUUCGCCUGGGAUUUCAUUUGGAAUUUCACUGGUUUACGCCAACAGAAUUUUUUGUACCAGAAAUAAGAUUUCAGUUUCCACAGCUGACUGGAGUGCUUACCCUUGCUUUCUUUAUUCAUAACUGUAUUAUCACACUCUUAAAGAACAACAAGAACCAAGAAAACAAUGUGAGGGACUUGUCCAUUGCUUACAUGUUGGUGACAUUAACUUAUCUCUAUAUCGGAAUCCUGGUUUUUGCUUCAUUUCCUUCACCACCGUUACCCAAGGAGUGUAUAGAACAGAAUUUUUUAGACAACUUUCCGAGCAGUGACAUCCUGUCCUUCAUUGCAAGGAUAUUCCUGCUAUUCCAGAUGAUGACCGUCUACCCACUCCUAGGCUACUUGGCUCGUGUCCAGCUGUUGGGCCACAUCUUCGGUGACGUUUAUCCUAGCAUUUUCCAUGUGUUGAUUCUUAAUCUAAUUAUUGUGGGAGCUGGAGUGAUCAUGGCCUGUUUCUACCCAAACAUAGGAGGAAUCAUAAGAUAUUCAGGAGCAGCAUGUGGCCUGGCCUUUGUAUUCAUAUAUCCAUCUCUCACCUAUAUAAUUUCUCCCCCAAGUUUUCGUCUGACAUGGCCCAAAUUAAUCUUUCACGUUUUCAUCAUCAUUUUGGGCGUGGCUAACCUGAUCAGUCAGUUUUUUAUGUGAAAUACUCAACUAUCUUCUCAAGAUCUUUCAUGGUAUUUUGAACUUUGACAACAGUUUCACAUAAAUUCACUUGUAAAUAUUGUUGAUGUUGUAAUUCUAAAUUUUUUUCUAAGAUAAUUUGAUAACAAGGGAAAUAGUAAUCCAAUUUAUAAAUAAGUAAUUUUGAUUAGCAUGGGGAUGAUCUUGGUCUCUAGCUUUUUCAUAUUUACUCGCCUAUUUAUUUUCAUUGUCUUUUCUGAGUAGAAAUGUAUGCUGUGUUUUGGUUUUAGAUAUAUAAGAUAGGUGGGUUUAUUUUGGCUACAAUAGAUUCUCAGGGUGCCACACAGCAAUGUAUUGCCAGAUCCUAUUUCUGUUUUUUAUGUCACUGUAUUCACUUUCAUUUUAUUACUUGCUAGACCAUUUUUGCAGUUUGCCCAAACCUUUACUGUUUGGGACAGUAAACCAAAUACCUCAUUUUUAAAAAGAAAUCUCUAUGACAUCAGUGUUAAUAGAGUUAAUUUUUUAACUAUGUCCUCAAUCUCUAUUCGAAAGAGAAAGAGAAAGAGAGGGGUUGGGGGGCCAGUGAGGAAAAGAGAAAGGAACCUUGUCAGUACAGGCCCCAAGGUCAUGAAAUUUAUGCAAAAUAAAUGAACUAGAAGAGUUUUGUUGCUGUCUGACUUCUCUUUUGUUUCUAAUCCAGUACCAGUGACUUAGGUCAAAAUUCUAGUUCCCCCAGCCAGAUUUUGCCUAGGGACAGAUAUGAUUUUCCCCAUAGAUGGAUACGGGGCCAUAGGGAGGCGGGGAGUCUUUUGCUUUCUGGAUCCUUGAGCAUUGCGUAGGAUGCCAUGACAGGACCAGUGGGGAAGAAUGUAGGAAGCAUGGCAGAGAAGGGUACAUGAGGCAGGGGAGAAGGGAGUGGAGAAGGGGCCAGGAAGAGUGAGGGGUAAAAGUGGUUUUAUCACUACAGAAAAGGAUUAAUUCUGUCUGAGAUAUGACCUCCAGAAGGACAUCAACUCCCCCACCUCUCCCACCCUCCUACCCCACCUCCACGCCCACUUCUGUAACUGGCAGGAUAGAGGUUCAAUUCGCACCCCUGUCCCCCAAACUCCUUGUGUCUAAGAAAAGGAUUAGGUAAUCUGAAUCAUUGGAAUUUAUAGUCUCCUCUUUUUCAUUCAAACUAAAAGCUAAACCAGUGUGAAAAUCCAUGUCUUCCAUAUAACACAGCCUCAGUGUUCUGAAAAAGUUAGAUUUCUCUAAUUUUAGGCUAACACUAAAAAGUAUGUUGUGUUAAUAUACAUCCCAUAUCCCAGGAUGGUGUAUAGAUUUGUGUUAUUUCUGUCCUUUGAGAAAGAUGGGUGAAAUAGCCUUUUUUUAAUCUAGUAAAGAGCUACAGAUUCUAGACCAGUCGUAAUUUCUUUCAGCAAAGCAUUCAAUCCAGUCCAUAGAUACAUAUCUAUAUUGAUGAACUAUAUUUCCUAAACUUCUUUUUUUUGAAGUGUCAUGAAAAUUUUCAAGCAUACACAGAAGUGGAAAAAAAUAAUAUGCUAACCCCUUCCCCAUAUACCCAUUCCCUAGAUUUAGUAAUUAUAAAACUACAUUCGCUUUACCUAUUCUCUUUUUUUCUUUUUCACUGAAAUGUUUAAAGCCAAUCUCAGAUCUUAUGUCAUUUUAUCGCUAGAAACCUUAAUAUGCACUAAAAUUGCCUUUCGAACUUAGUUACAUUGGUUGACAGAGACAGCCUCGAAAGUGUUUGUUAGCAAAAACUGUUGACAGAAGUUGGGUUAAUGAGAAAAUUCUGCAUUAGGUGUUUGGAUCUUUGUGUUAACCUCUCUUAGAACAGGGAUAUGAUGCAUGGAGAUAGCGUGUCUCUCCGUGCUUGGGUGUCCCUGCAUCUUUUUGACUUCAGAGUCUUGUUCAGUGAGUGACAUAGGAAUCAAAAGCUAGGUAGCUCCUUGAGAGAUCCUUUAGGCUUAAUCCUUGUUUAUCCCUGGUUGCCUCUCUCGUCUUUAAAAACAUGAGAUUUCAUUGCCUCUUCUCAGUAUACUUGAAUAUUAUUUUGACAUGUGGAAAAAUGAUUUGGUAUAUUUUUGCCCAUUUAAUGUUCAAAGUGAAUAUGACAAUGAAUGCAUUACUUACCAAACUAAAAACCAAUGUGUGUCUGUGUGUGUAUUCAUAUUUUGUUUUCUUUAAAAGACUUGAUAAUUUAGAACUUCUAAAAUCCUGCCUUGGACUUAUGCUGAAUGACUUUGCCUUCUUUAGUUUCUUUUCAUGAAACCAACUCCUCUGGUCUGUUAUUUAGCUUGAUCAGAAACUCUUUGUGUGGGUGUAUAUGUCCUGGCUCACACAUUAGUAUGAUGAGAUAUGAACUCAUUCAGAUCCCAUUAUAAUUAAUUUUAGACUUGCUCUACUGUCAUCUCUUAGAAUUUUCUAAUUAAAUUUAUUUUACUUUUU
Pteropus alecto (black flying fox) is the source of this 4682-nucleotide messenger RNA. RefSeq names its product solute carrier family 38 member 9 (gene SLC38A9). Gene Ontology annotation, biological process: amino acid transmembrane transport. The record is from RefSeq and is a predicted model, not a curated record. NCBI's taxonomy places the organism in Eukaryota, Metazoa, Chordata, Mammalia, Chiroptera, Pteropodidae. Gene Ontology annotation, molecular function: amino acid transmembrane transporter activity. The coding region runs from base 570 to 2252 and encodes 560 amino acids. The transcript is spliced from 15 exons.